UACGCGACGUAGUCCUACGCCAAAAUCGUCAGGUGGGUGCGUUCACAGAUGUUUGUGUUUACGUGCGAUUAAUCGCACUCGCACAUUGUGCACAGUGUUUUCACGAAGGGGUUGCAGUUUGCAGUGCUCUGCUUCUGCAUUUCAACUCGCUCGCUCGAUCAUCCUCCCACACGAAUCGGUUAUCCACUUAUCUGCAGCAAACUGAUCCAACAUGACGACGUUGGAAACUACCUCACAUUCUGCCGCGGACUAUGUGUACUGGUCUUCGUUGAUUUCCGGUGGAGUCGCCGGGUUGGUGGUGGACGUCGUUCUCUUCCCAAUAGACACGAUCAAAACGCGACUUCAGAGCGAACGCGGCUUCAUCAGGUCCGGUGGCUUCCGCGGUAUCUACAAGGGAUUGGCACCGGCAGCUGCCGGAAGCGCCCCAACAGCCGCCCUGUUCUUCUGCACAUACGAUGGACUCAAGUCGCACCUGGGUGCCCUGGCCACCAAAUCACAGCAACCCUACGUGCACAUGGCAUCGGCGGCAUGUGCGGAAAUAGUGGCCUGUUUGAUUCGUGUUCCGGUGGAGAUUGCAAAACAACGGAGGCAGGCCCUGUCCAUCAAGUACAAUACGUCCUCGGUGCAAAUCCUCUACCAAGCACUUAAAACGGAAGGAAUACGACGAGGGCUGUACCGUGGCUUCGGUACCACCAUUAUGCGAGAAGUUCCGUUCUCAUUCAUUCAGUUUCCUCUGUGGGAGUAUUUGAAGCUCAACUGGACUUCGGUAACGGGAACGGCACUGACACCGGUUUCGGUUGCAGUCUGUGGUGCAAUUGCCGGUGGUAUUGCAGCCGGGCUCACAACUCCACUGGACGUGGUGAAGACCAGAAUUAUGUUGGCCGACCGGACGGAAGCGAGUAAAACCAGCGCAUUUAGGAUCCUACGAGGAAUUUAUCGAGAGCGAGGAAUUCGAGGAAUCUUCGCCGGAUUUGUACCGCGGGUGCUGUGGAUAACACUGGGAGGAGCCAUAUUCUUCGGAUUCUACGACCUCACAUCACGGAUACUGAGUUCGGAUGACAACAAAUAAGUUGGACGCAAACGUGAUUUACAUGUGUAACUGUUUUUGAACUUAGUCAAAGCACAGCUUAUUUUUUUACUAUAAUAAUAGUAUGGUAGAUUCCAAAGAGACAAAUUGGUAACAAUAAACAAUAAUAAGAAAAAAGCA
Aedes aegypti (yellow fever mosquito) is the source of this 1207-nucleotide messenger RNA. RefSeq names its product S-adenosylmethionine mitochondrial carrier protein homolog. The transcript is spliced from 3 exons. Gene Ontology annotation, cellular component: mitochondrial inner membrane. Bases 212 to 1069 code for a protein of 285 amino acids. Gene Ontology annotation, molecular function: S-adenosyl-L-methionine transmembrane transporter activity. The record is from RefSeq and is a predicted model, not a curated record. Gene Ontology annotation, biological process: transmembrane transport. Lineage: Eukaryota; Metazoa; Arthropoda; Insecta; Diptera; Culicidae.